This is a messenger RNA of Orbicella faveolata, 4686 nucleotides long. RefSeq lists its product as uncharacterized. Gene Ontology annotation, biological process: carbohydrate metabolic process. The record is from RefSeq and is a predicted model, not a curated record. Gene Ontology annotation, molecular function: beta-glucosidase activity. Lineage: Eukaryota; Metazoa; Cnidaria; Anthozoa; Scleractinia; Merulinidae.
AAUCAUGAAUAAUUAAAAGUGUUGGUGCGUAGAGUUCGCAAGACAUUGAUUUGAUCAAAAGGUUUCACUCUGUUACAGGUUCUUUCUGCUGCUGGCUUAAGAGUGCCAUACCAACACCAAUCCGAGAUUCAGAACACUGUACAUCCGGGAUAGUGCACCGUGAGAGUACCAAACAUCCACCCUCCGGCAUGCGUUCGGCUGUGCCUCUCGGAGGGCUGGGCACUGGUUCAUUUGAACUACGCGCGGACGGGACGAUACAUGAAUGGACAAUUGAAAACCAGUCCCCUGGGGGCUCGGCAAAACUCAACAAGGGAGCCCUGAACCUUGCUGUUUUUGGUGUAAGAGUAGCAGAACCAGACAAAAAUAAGAGCGAGGCAGCGCUAUUGAGAAUACAUGCCCCACAUGGGUACCCCGGUGUAGAGAGUCUGUCAUAUUCCGGGUCAUUCCCUGUCAGUAAACUGACUCCUGGUGGUUCCAUUACAGAAAAUAUUGACAUGAGUCUGUAUGCCUUCCCAUCAUUCCACGUAAGAGAUCGUUUUAAGUCCGCGGUCCCCGCAGUUGCCUUUACUUUGGGCAUGCGCAAUAAAGCUAAUAAACCUCUGGAUGUAUCGUUCAUGUUCAACUUACCUCUCGGGCAGCAAGAAGACACCAUCAGAGUGGGCGAUAAUUACGGCGAAGUUGUAUUCACUAGGAUGAUUAAACCCUCAGAUUGCGCGCAUGCGUGUUCUAAGAUGCCCAAAUGUAUGUCAUGGACAACCAAUGGGCCCACCUCGUGCCUGUUGAAGGACAAAAUGCCACUUCACGCCUGGGCCACCGGCAUUGUAUCAGGCCUUAAGGGAGAAUGGAACGUUCAAGACUCCAUGUUGACAUGUCACAGGCCUGGCUUUUUCCCCCAGAGUGGAAGUGCGACAUUGUAUGCAGUAGACAAUGAUGACCGCUUGGGAUCUUUUGCAGUAGCGGACGACUUUCGUGAAAUCUGGGCGAACUUCUCUAACACUGGAGAAAUUGGAGUUCCUAAGUCACUAAAUAAAACUGGCCUGUAUGGCGCCGCAUCUGUGAAGACACAACUUCAACCUGGCGAGAAAAAAUCCCUGACGUUAAUCAUGUCGUGGUAUUAUCCUCACCGUGAUGUGGCCAAAGUCCAUGUUGGCAAUCUGUACUCCACCAUGUUCAAAUCCAGUCAGGAUGUCGCUAAGCACAUGCGCAAUGAUUUGGUUCAAUCGGUAAUCGAUAUUCAGUCGUGGCAUGAACCGAUCGUCGGGUCUGAGCCAGUGAAAAAGGCACCGAUCAACGACAAAGUCAAGCAUGUACCCAAUAGCCCGGAAGAAAACAAAGUCAACCAGCUUCCUGAUUGGCUGAAGGACUUGCUUGUUAACAGUAUGAGUUUCUGGAGGUCUGGGUUCUGGGCAGAAGAUGGAAGAUGGCGUCAGUGGGAGGCCUUUGACUGCAAUGAUAUCGACACCAUUCAAAAUGACAUGCAGAGAAUCAUUCCUUCCACGCUUUUCUUUCCUGAACUUGUAAGAGAUCUGUUGAUAUCUUGGGCCGACAAUCAGUAUUCCAGCGGUAUGCUACAGGAAGCACUCACAUCUGGUUGUCUAGGACCGACAGGGAAGCUGGAUUACGCAGGUGGCCGAGUUAUGGCGGACACUACAGCCAUGUUCGUGGUAGGACUUUAUCACUACUAUCAGUGGACUGGUGACCAAGCUACCCUCGAUCGACUUUGGCCGGCUGCAAAACGAGCGGUUGCGUGGGUCAUGGUAGAUUCCACGAAAGGCACUGGACUUCCCUUUAGAAAAGUUAGCACAUACGACAUCGUAGCGCUGGAUAAAUUUGACCACGAUGCUUAUAAUUCCUUUGUUUACCUAUUGGCUCUUCGUGCCGCGCAAGAGCUGGGGACGAUAACCAAUGAUACCAAGUUUGUAUCGACCGUCCGUCAAUCAUUUAACCACGCGCAGAAACGAGUCGAUAUCGAGCUGUGGGACAAUGCAAAGCAGUAUUAUCAUGCCUGGUGGGACAUGGAAUACGGUUCACCAGAGUGGAUCAUGUCUGACUCCUUAUAUGGGCAAGUUUGGGCUUAUAGUCUUGGUCUGGGAGAUUUAGUCCCUCGCAGUAAAUUGAAAGAGCAUUUGUUGCGCGAGAUUGAAAGGAACGAUUCUCCUUUUGGGCUCAAGGUCUUGAACACGGGAGAGGUAGAAAUCACUCCUGAGGAUACGUCAAUCAUUUUAAGUCGGCACAUUCCCGGAUGUAAGUCGUUGGAGAACAUAACGAAGCAUAAUUCUGUUUGGAUGGGAGCAGAUGCUGACUGGUCCUCUCUUAUGCUGCAUUUAGACACGGAUCCCAUAAUUGCUUUGAACCGAGCAAAGAAAUCACUCGAUCACUGGCGGUCCACUUUAAAUGAUCAAUGGAACGUUCAUGGGCUCAUUUCCAGUAAUGGUUACGGACUGGACGGGCUCCCGUGGGCCACUUCUCAUUACUCCUUCCAUCUGGUACUAUGGCACAUCCCGCUCGCCCUGUCAGGACAACAGUACUUCGCUCCCAAUGCAACUCUGACUUUCUGGCCCAAGUUCCCAAUACCAUUUAAUUUGCCAUUUUUUACGCCCAAAGCGUUGGGGACCAUUGAGGGAGCAUACGUGAAGGGAAACGACAGGGAAGAAGAUGAUAAUGAAGAAGAAGAAAUGUUUACAUUCACUGUCAAAUCAGGUUCGCUUAGCCUCAAAGAGUUAGCCAUUCUAGGAAGCAGGUAUGGCGAAGGUGAAAUAUCAAUCAAGCAAGGAGAGGCCAUCACGUGGUCUCGCCCAAAACAGGACGUGAAAAACAUUUUACAACAACUGUAAACUGAGACAUCGCCUCAGAACAGGAGCUUAAUCACGCAAGCCCUACUGGGAUCAAUUUGAGAAACGCCGAAACAGAAUCAGAAAAAAGACGAAAUUACCAUUAUGCUUUUCACGACGAACACUUUUACUUAGUUCUGUGAACAGAGCAAUUUACUUGUUUUGGCAUUUUGUUUAGAGAGUAAUCCAAUUCACUAACUGACGCCAUUCAAUUAUCCGCUGAAAUAAUUUUAGCGCGCUAAGAGCUGUUUCCAAUCUCUUUGCUUUUUUGAGUAGAGUAUUUAUAAUUUAGUCUAUCGAGUAGAGUAUUCAUAACACGAACAAACAUAUACCGCCAUUUAGUAGGAUUGAGGUCAAUUUUGUUUCUGUUUUGUAUGCAGGCAGUGUAUAAGUGUAUAACUUGCUUAACUUUGAAUACAGUUCAAUUAAAUUUUAUUGCAAUUUUGGUAUCGUAAGAAAUGUAAUUAAAUUUAAAAAGAAAUUUUGCUAAGUGUAGAUAAAUGGAGGUUAUCUACCAGAUGGUGUUUAAAUUGCAGUACCUUUUUUAAGCAGCUCGGGCUCUACGAUCCAGCAGCCAGGGACCUUUUAGUUUUCAGGUCUAUUCUUAGUUGUUACGUUGUUACUUAUUGUUUAUCAGAGAUCUCCGUGCCGCAUAAACAAAGUUCUGCAAUAAACGUGUAUAUUUGACAUCCCACUCAUUAGGCAGUUCAAUCGACUUAAAAAUCUAAUUCUCACUGACGGUAUCCGAAAACAAACGUUCUUUUUAGAAAAGAGCUGAAGGAUAUUCAGAUUGUUUUGCACCAACAACCCUACAGAGGUUGUUUAGUUGAAAGGCUCUUUGAAAAAAAGAAAUAUUAUCCAAAACGUACAGCAAAUAUGAAUAAUAAAAAUAUGAAAAAAGUUAAUUGCAAUCAUACUUUGUUCGUACCUCGCAUAACCAAUCAUCUGCAUUGUCAACAAAAGAAAUACGUUGGUUGACGUACAUGUAAAUAAUAACCACUUAAGAUAGAGUAUAACCACGGUUGCGCAAUUUUUCCAAAACUGGCAAAUGACGCCUUGGGGUCAGUGAGGCCUACGCAACUUCUUCAAAUUGCUUGUUAACUAAUAUUAAAUGUCGACAAUCUACUUAACAUGUUACUCACGAAAUAAUCUCGCUUGAAUUUUACUUUGCAAUUGUGAUGGAAAGUUCAUUUUAUGAUGGCGGCUUUGAUUUAAUCGCAUGCAUAUGCAUGUUUGGCGUGCGUCUAUGGAGUUACGAUGAAGUGCACGCGAGAAGCGCAAGAGUUGUCAGAGGCGUAGCAGAGAGCAACUCUAGCUCUUCGCGUGCUAUUCUGCGCUAUUUGGACUCGCACAACUUAGAGCAUGAACCAGUUCUGUUUUAACAAAGGGAAAGCGAUCGCAAACCAGAAACAGCUUUUGUUUACGGUGGUGAAAUUAUACUCACUUUUAUGGGCAGUACAGAUAAACCGUCUCUCUCCGCCCCGUUGUUUGUGUUUGUUAAUACUUAGAGUGGUGCUAGAAAAUCUCCAACGAAAGAUCUUCACCGUCAGUCACCACUUUUGUAAUAAACAAGUAUUUUUCCCCGCCUCGAGUUGGAGAAACGAACUCUGAUUAGAGUGGUGAUUUACAGCAUUCAUUUUUUAGUGCACGCUGGGGGUGUGCGUCUGUUGAACUAUGAUGCACGCUCGUGCUGUUGAUUUAAACCGUGCAGAUACACUUGCUAUGUUCUAAAGAUCUCUAUUCCUGGCAUUUACGGCAUUUUAAUGGUAUUAUCGUUUCUUGCGUUAUUUUUAUUUUAAUUCACCAGUUUCACCUCAUUCACUCAAUUGAAUACAAUCUUUUGUGUAACGUGACA